UAACUCGCCCGGCGGAACCGUCGGACGCUGCUGCUACUUACGGCUCCUUGCUGGAGCCGCUUGGACUCGCUCCGGGUCCCCGUCCCCGCGCGCCAUGGGUCCCGCGCGGCGGAGCGUCCCCGCAGCGCUGCGCUUCCUGGGCGGGCUGAGCGUGCCGCUGCUGCUGCUGCUGCUGCUGUGCCCACCCGCCGCGCAGGGUGACUGCAGCUUGCCCCCAGAGGUACCUAAUGCCCACCCAACUCUGAGUGAUCGUGAUCUUAAGAGUUUUCCUGAAGGAACCACAGUAACAUACAAAUGUAAUGAAGGCUUUGUAAAAGUCCCUGGCAAGCCAGACUCCGUGAUCUGUCUCAGUAACAAUCAAUGGUCGGAGGUGGCAGCAUUUUGUAACCGUAGCUGCGAUGUUCCACCCAGGCUACGUUUUGCAUCGCUCAAGAGGUCUUUUAGCAAACAGAAUUAUUUCCCCGAGGGUUUCGUUGUGGAAUACGAUUGCCGUCCAGGCUACAGGAGGAACCAAACUCUCUCAGAGAAACUAACUUGCCUUCAGAAUUUUACGUGGUCCACACCAGAUGAAUUUUGCAAAAAAAAAUCCUGUCCUACUCCUGGAGAUAUAGCACAUGGUCAUGUCAGUAUAACAACUGACAUAUCAUAUGGUGCAUCUAUUUCCUUCUCGUGUGACACAGGGUAUAGGCUAGUAGGUGCAACUUCUAGUUACUGUUCCCUUGUAGACCAGGGUGUGGAGUGGAGUGACCCGUUGCCAAAAUGCGAAGAAAUUGUUUGUCCAGAACCACAAGAAAUUAGCAACGGAAGCAUUCAAAAUCCACGGAAAACCUAUGUGUAUCAACAGUCUGUAAAAUAUCAGUGUAAUCAAGGCUUUACCCUGAUCGGAGAGAACUCUAUUUAUUGUACUGUCAAAGAUGACCAAGGAGAAUGGAGUGGCCUGCCCCCUGAAUGCAAAGAAAACGCCCAGAUUUCUAAGGGCAUGCCAGCAGUUCAGAAGCCUUCAAUGGCAAGUGUUCCAAGUACGAAAGUCCCAUCAGCUCCUCAGAAAACCACCACAGUGAAUGUUCCAGGUACUAAAGCCCCAUCACCUCCUCAUAAAGCCACCACAGUGAAUGUUCCAGCAAAACAGAGUUCAGCUGUUGUUCCCAGGGCAACCACACACUUUCGCUCAACAAGCUCACAUAAAGGAAGAGGAACUCUUUCUUCAGAUGCUAACAUCGCUGCAAUUGCUCUUAUUACAUACAUGAAAACAGAAAAGCAUGCAGUUGUCUUUCGUAAUUUCACCGUGAUUGGUGAUACCUCAGAAGUCAAACCUCUGGUCAGUUCUAAAAGGACACACAUGUAUAACAUUGACAGUUUUGCUUAUGACGCUAGUAACCGUCGGCUAGCUGACUUAGCCGAAGAAGAGAUCAGAAGAAAAUAUACACAAGUGUGCAGAAUAUUUCUAGUUUCUUAGAACCUUGUGGAGGAAUGGACACAAUAAAUGUAAUAGUGCUCGUCAUUUUUCAUGUUAUCACUGUCUUUACGGGGCGUAGGAAAAUCAGUGGAGCAGGUCUGUCCUGAACCUCUUGAAAAUAGAACCACUUGCAAGAUUUAGAGUGAUCACUUUCCUUAAAGCGUAGGAAAGUGCAGAGGUUUGUUCACGCUUAGAACGUGAACGUGAAUGUGAAGGAAAUAAGUGAGUUUUUUCACUAGUUGUGUAAUGUUACUUUUGUUUACAAAGAAAACUAAAUAUUAAAAACAGUGAUUGGAUAUUGAAGACAAAAAACCGCAAGUCUCUUCUGAGCAGACUUGCCAAAGAGAGAUGAACUGUAUGGUAAAAUAAUUCUUGACUAUUAGGCAUUGUCCUGUUUUCUUAUUCCAUUAUGAUGAGGCUGAAGGCGUUGGCAAAAUUUUUUAAAGGAAAAAUAUGCUAAUGACCCAAGAGCAUUGAUUUUUCUGGGGUUAGUUGGUGGAAAUGGGGGAACACAGAAUGAAGAAGUAAUUCUUUGGCUAUCAUUUUGUUUAAAAACAAUCUUUUUUUUUUUUUUUUUUUUGGAGAAAGACCCCUGUGAAAGGUUGAAAGGUAUCUUCAUUGACUUAAUGUCUUUAAAAGUAUAUUACAAUAUUAACAUAAGAGUCUAUAUUUCUGAAGUAGGGGGUGUUCAUAGCCAAAUCCUAAAUCUUAUUCUUUUAUAAUAUUAAGAUUAAUUUAUUUAUAUUUAUUCAUGUCAGUGAACGCAUUGAUUUUACAUGUAUAGCAAGAAAAAUUCAAGAAGAUAUGUAAAGAAAAAUUUAUUUUCCCUAAAUGGAAAUAAAUAAUGGAUUGCAUUUUUGUCUCAUGUAGUACUUGAAAUUUAUUUUCUUAAAUAUAAAUAUUUAUUUCUAAAUAGGAGAUUAUUUUCCUGCAUCUCAUAAGUACUUAAUAAUGCUAUCAUUUGGUUCUCCUGGUGCGAAACAUUUUCAGUUACUUUUAUUUACUUAUUUAUUUAUUUAGAGAGCCAGCGUGAGUAGGGGAGGGGCAGAGUUAAUUUCUUUUAACAUUUUUUCAUUUUUGAGAGACGGAGAGAGACAGAGCAUGAGCCGGGGGAGGAGCAGAGAGAGAGGGAGACACAGAAUCCAAAGCAGGCUCCAGGCUCUGAGCCGUCAGCACAGAGCCCGAGGUGGGGCUUGAACUCACGGACCGCAAGAUCAUGACCUGAGCUGAAGUUGGUCACUUAACCGACUGAGCCACUCAGGCACUGAGAGAGAGAGACAGAGAGAGAGAGAGAGAGAGAGAGAGAGAGAGAGAAUCUUAAGCACGUUCCACGCUCAACACAGAGCCUGACUCGGGACUCGGUCUCAUGACCCUGGGAUCAUGACCUGAGCCAAAAUUUCAGCAAGAGUCCCAUGCUGAACCAACUAAGCCACCCAGGUGCCCCUUAAGUUACUUGUAAAUUAUGCCAUAUUGUACUACCUCAAGCAUGUCAUAUUCUCAUAUAAGAGUUGUGUCACUUGUUAUUAAUUUACCUAAGGACAAUCACAUUAAUUUCUAGAUGAUUAUCCAUUCUUCUCAUCUUACCGAUUACGUUUGAAGGGCUGGAAUAGACUAGCAUAUACAUAUAACUAAAGUUAACAAUAAUUAUUUUGCCAUAUUGCUUCAUCCAUUUUGUUGUUAAAGUAUUUUAAAGUAAACGUCAUAUGCAUCAUGGUAUUUCACUAUAAAUACUUCAAUAUGAUUUCUAACAAGAAGGACAUGUAUUCUACCUAACCACAAUCAUCACAACUAACGAGAUUAACAAUAAUUUCCUAAUAGCUUCUAAUAUUAGGAAAUUUUUUGAACUUUCCUAGAAGUUCUGCAUGUAGCCACAUAUAGCUACUAAUCCAUUUGUUUGUUAAAUAAGAGGGCCUGCUCCGCCUACUUUGUGACAGUUUGGUGCUUCCUGGGGUAGCAGCGAGCAUAACAAUGAUUCAGUUAGAAAAACACCUGAGCGCCUACUAUGUGCAGGUCACCAUGUGCUAAGUGUGUGCUUACCAAGAUCUACAACACAGUGGCUACCCCCAAUUUGCUUAGGUUCUAUCACAGGAAAAGCAAAACUAACACAGUGAGAGAAAAAGUGUAGAAUUACGAAUAUUCCAGCAAUCACCCGUACAGAAUACAGGGAGUAUCUAAGCUAUCUUUGCUACACGAGCGCGUGGUGGGCAGGGAGGCGUUCGAGACAGGAUGUGAAUUAAGGAAGGACAAAUAGAUGAGAUUCACAUAGCGGGAAUGGAAAGUGCAAACACAGUGCGCCCAAAGUAGGAAAGGCUCACGGAGAAGACUUGUGUUCGGUGGAGAAGUAAAAAUGGUAAGUUCCGCAUAAUUAUUCUGUGUGAUUAAAGUGGAAUCAAUGGACACAGGUUUAUAAUAACAGGCAUUUUAGAUAUUGGGAAAUAUUGAACUUCAGCAAUACCAUACACUGAGUUAACCUUUAUAUCUUAUUAUUUAGAUAAAGGUAAAGCUGAAAAAAUAUUUAAUAGUUACCUUGAAGAAAAUAAACAGUAGGCGUAUUGGGGCUAAUGGCAUUUUCUUACAGGAUUUAUAACUACUUUGUGUCCUGUUGUCAUGAACUUGAAUAAUUUUAUGCUUUUUCCCAAGGUAAGCUCUCCUUUGAGAUGAUACUUUGAUUGCAGAGAUGGUAUUGCCUUUACCCUUGACACUGUUGCUGAUAAUCCAUGCAGGAAAUUAUACUUGCUUAACACAGAAAUUUGUGUAGUUUAUUUAACCUACUAUCACUACCACGUUUCUUAGAACACUUAAAUAUUUUUUGUCUUAUCACACCCUCCUACUUUUUGUUGGUGAAUGCCCAAGGUGGAAAUGCCUUUUUUUCUACUCAACCAACUUGAGCGUCCCCUCCACCCCCUUGCCUAAAUUAAAAAACAGCUCCCUCCAUGGGGCGCCUGGGUGGCUCAGUCGAUUGAGCAGCUGACUUCAGCUCAGGUCAUGAUCACGUGGUCUGUGAGUUCGAGCCCCACCUCGGGCUCUGUGCUGACAGCUCAGAACCUGGAGCCUGUUUCAGAUUCUGUGUCUCUCUCUCUCUCCCCCUCCCCCACUCAUCCUCUGUCUCUCUCUCUCAAAAUAAAAUUUAAAAACUUAAAAAAAAAAAAAAAAGUCUUCCUCCCUAAAGUCAAUGCUUCUUUUGCAAACUAGUCCAGUGGUGGCUGGUUCAUUUUCAUGCUCCUUGUUGUCUCAGUGUUGAGAAGUGGUGGUAUUCUUUUCCUUGCUUCCCAUUGCCUCUACUUCAUCCAUCUCAAUAUAUUCCUUAAAUUUUCUUUUAGUGUGUAUCUAUUUCAGAAAGAGAGAGAGAGAGAGAGCAUGAGCCGGGGAGGGACAGAGAGAGGGAGACACAGACUCCAAAACGGGCUCCAGGCUCUGAGCUGUCAGCACAGAGCCCCACUCGGGGCUCGAACUCAUGAACUGCGAGAUCAUGACUGGAGCUGAAGUGGGAUGCUUACCUGACUGAGCCACCCAGGCGCCCUUCCCAUAUAUUCUUUAAAAAGUGUAUCUGUUCUUUACUCUGGUAGGACAAUUUACUAAUAUAUUAAGUUUUUUUCCCUAUAGUUUUCCCUUUCUCAACUCCAAGUGGGUAGCAAAUUUUGGUCUUCCUUGCUCUAGGGGAACAUCCUGACUUCUGGGAGCAGAACCACUAAAAGACAUCUCUCUUCCUUGCUGUUCUCUGAAAUUCUAUACUCUCAUCAUAGACUAACUAAGCUGGUGGGGCGGGGGGCGGGGAGGUAGAAACAGAACCAGGAAGAGGGAAGAUUCCUGUGAAUAAUAAGACAGAUGUUGCUAACAACCUCAAAGUCUCUGAACCAGGCAUCCUGACAGCUUCUGGGGUGAAAAGGUAAGGACUCAGAGGUACAUGAUGGGAAGCAUAAUGUUAUAUUUUGAAGUUGAGACUAGCAGGAUUUGUUAAAGGAUUAGGUGUGCCGUUAAAAAGGCAAGAAAGGAAUUAAGGAUGACACUAAGAGUUUUAGCCUGAGCGACAGAAAGCAGGGAGGUUGCACUUACUAAACCUUAACUCCCUUGGGGAAGACUUCUGUAACAGAAAGGUCAGGAGUUUGUGUUCCUAUAUGUAAGUUUGAGAUGCCUUUUGGGCAUCAAAGUAGAGAUGUUGUAUAAGUAGUCAAAAAUACAAAUCUGGAAUUCUGAAGCGGGGGUCUAGGCUUGAGAUGUAUAUGUGGGAGUCAUCAAUAAGAGAAUAUGUGUCAAUGAACCCAAGUGAUGAAAGCAAGAGGAAGACAGAUUCAGCAUUAAGGUUUACGAUAUGGACAUCAUUGGUGGCCUUGAGCAAAGCUCCUUCAGUACCGUGGUUGUGAGUCAAAGCCUAGGUUAAGAGGCCAAAAAGCGACUCGGACAAGAGAGAUUAAAGAUGGCCAAUGCAGGUGAAUACAGACAACUUUUUUGAGACGUUUUGCAGAAAAGUUUGGGCAGAGAAAUGUUCAUUGGAACAUACUGCGAGCUUAAGAAACAUGCCAUUUUAAAAUAUGGGGAGAAGUAGAUCAUGGUAUACGCUGAUGGGUAUGAUGCAGGAGAAAGAAGGGAAGAUUUCUAGCUCUUGAGGAGGCGAGAGGUAAUUGACUCCAUCCGGAAAAGUGGUAUAAUUAGUGGUCAAGAGCAUGAAUUAUGGAGACAACCUGCCUGCGCUCAAAUCAAACUCCCGCCAUUUAACAACUGUGUGACUUCAGGAAAAUUCCUUGCCUGUGUACCUUAUUUAUCUAUCUAUAAAGUGCCUUUCCAUCUGUGAAGUGGUGAUACAUAGGAUGCUGCGAGAAGUAAGUUAAUAAACGUAAAGGGUUUAGAAUAGUGCCAAUCACAUAGGAAGGGCUCAGGAAGUUUUAGCUGUUAUUAGUGCACAAAUGGAGAGCCUGGCCUUAGAUAGAAGUAGAUAGAGCAGGUCAUCCAUAGUUAAUAGGAAGGAAAGUAGCAUAUAAAUGUUCAUCUGCAGAAGCGUGUGGGAUGCCACGGUGGCAACUUCUGCAAAUUUCCUUCUACUUUUUUAUCGACAUAGAAAGCAAGGUCAUCGCAAGUAUGAAGUAUGUGAGGAGGUGUUAUACAUUUGGGGAGAGGAAGAGAAGGAAAAGACUGGAGAAAUUUAGUAAAAUUAGUGGGCGAGUUGGUGUGAGUGCUCGUGAAUCGAGACUGCAACCAUUGAGCUUGGAGUGGCCCAGACAUCUAAAGAUGACGGCAGGAAAGAAGGUAGCAGGUGAUGUACUCUGAUGGCAUGAGAUUCGAAGGAAAGGGCUUUGUGGUGAGGGAGGAGGGAGAUUGGCCUACAAGUAUCAAUAAUGAAAAACAUAGAGCACCAAGUUCACAUCCAGGCCUGGUAAUAUGUGGAGUGAGGGAGGUCAACAAGAGAUGCUGUUGCCCUACCAGAGAUUUGUGUGCAAGUUCAAGCGCAAUGUACAUUCCUCUUCCACUCCUUGUUAUCAUAAUCUGUCUACUUUCCCAUCCCUCACUCAUGUUUGCUGAGGGUCUUCUACACGUCGUACAUUAAAUAUACAUUAGAUCUGUCUGCUCAGAAAUCCUAGGUGCAAUGAGACUCCAGAACUAGAUUUCUAAAUAUCAUCGUCCAAUAAAAUAAAUCCCAGUUCCUUGGAGAAAAAGGCCGAUACUAGUGCUGGGGCAGGGAAAAUAGAAGAUGACCCUGAGACAUCUUGUAGUAUCUGAAAUUAAUGGGUUCAGAAAAUAAAUGCUCAAAAAAUGAUGGCAACCUGUCAAAAGGACUCAGAAGCCAGCUUGAACAAGCUCCUUUUGACCAAAUCUGGGACAAUUAGAAAAAAAAAAUAAUGGGGGCGCCUGGGUGGCUCAGUCGGUUAAGCGUCCGACUUCGGCUCAGGUCACGAUCUCACGGUCUGUGAGUUCGAGCCCUGCGUCGGGCUCUGGGCUGAUGGCUCAGAGCCUGGAGCCUGCUUGGGAUUCUGUGUCUCCCUCUCUCUCUGCCCCUCCCCCGUUCAUGCUCUGUCUCUCUCUGUCUCAAAAAUAAUUAAACGUUAAAAAAAAUUAAAAAAAAAAGAAAAAGAAAAAAGAAAAAAAAUAAUGGCAAUGGAUUAUAAUACAUAGGAAAAAAGUGGAAACUUGAGUGCAUGCUGGUAUAAAUAAAUAAAUGGGAAAGAAAAUUCCUUUUUUUUUUUUUUACAGCAGAAUUCCAAUGAAUACAUGUACAAGGAACGAUUUAACUAGAAAAUCAGCAUUUGGCAGCCCUCGUUGUAACGAUACUUUCAGGCAAGAAUCCUCAAUGGAUUCUGCAAUUGGUGAGUGAGGGAAAGCCUGAUGAGAAAUAAGAGAAGUAUAUAGUCUCCAAAUUUUCCUCACAAGACACAUUACAAUAACUUCCUCACAAGUAACUUUAUAGUAGAGACACUAAUUCAGCCAACUGGUCAAAAUUAACAUUCCCAGUAAUGGACAUGAGGUUCCUGGGGUAUUUCUGCCAAACAUUGCAUAAUCUGGAUCGAAUUAUGAGGGAGCACCAGAAAAAAAGUAAUUUGAGGGACAUUUUUACAAAAUGGCCUGCCUGUGCUUUUCCAAAGCAAUGAGGUCAUGAAAAUCAAAUAGAAGAAAGAAAAAAAUGAAGAUAAAUGUAAAAAAUCAUUGAAACGGAAAACAGAAAAAUAAGAGAAAACCAAUGAAACCAGAAGUUAGGUCUUUAAAAAACAAUUGACGAACUUCCAUUUGGCUGGUAAAGAAUACAGAGAAAAGACAAAAAUCACCAGUAUUAACAGUGCAAUAGAAUACAUCACUCACUACAAAGCCCGGUCAUUAAAAUAAGCAAUAAGAGCCCUCUCAGUGGCUCAGUCAGUUAGAUGUCUGACUUCUGCUCAUGUCAUGAUUUCAUGGUUUGUGAGUUCAAGCCCCCACAUGGGGCUCUCUGCUGUAAGCACAGAGUCUGCUUCAGAUCCUCUGUCACCCUCUCUCUCUGCCCCUUCUCCGCUCGCUCUGUCUCUCUAAAAUAUAUUUUAAAAAGAAACAUUUUAAAAAGAAUGUAUAAAAGAACAAUAAGAGAAUAUCAACUUUAUACCAAUAAACUUAACUUUAUACCAAUAAUUUAACAAAUUAGAUGAAAUGAGCAAAUUAACUUGAAGAUAUUAAUUACAAAGUCUGACCCAAUAAGAAUAGAAAACUUGAAUAGACCUCUAUUAAUUGAAGAAAUGGAAUUUUUAGGGGCGCCUGGGUGGCUCAGCCGGUUAAGCAUCGACUUCAGCUCAGGUCAUGAUCUCAUGGUUCGUGGGUUUGAGCCCUGCGUCGGGCUCUGUGCUGACAGCUCGGAGCCUGGAGCCUGCUUUGGAUUCUGCGGUUCCCUCUCUCUCUGCCCCCUCCCCACUCACGUUCUCUCUCUCUCUCAAAAAUGAGUAAACAUUAAAAAAAUUUUAAAUAAAAAAUGGAAAUUUUAAUUAAAAAUCUUUUCAAAGAGAAUAUUUCAUGCUCAGAUGGCUUCUUCACUGGUAAAGUCUAACAUUUAAGGAAGAAAUUAUACCAAUCCUACACAAACUUGUUCGGAAGGUAAAGAUACUUGCAAACUUACUUUAUGAGGCUAAAGACAUCCCAAGAAAAGAGGACUAUAAACCAAUAUCCCUCAUAAACAUAGACACAAACAUCCUUAAAAUUUUAGCAAAGCAAAUCCCACAGUAUAUAAAAGAUUUAUGGUACAUCAUGAUCAAAUAAGUUUUUUCCAAGGAGUAAAAUGUUGGUUUAACAUCCAAAAAUCAAUCAAUGUAAUUCACAUACUCAUAAAAUAAGAAAGAAAACCACAUUAUCAUUUCAGUAGAUGCAGAAUGAGCAUUUGAUAAAGUCCAACAGAAAUUCAUGUUAAAAUCUCAGCAAACUAGGGCACCUGGGUGGCUCAGUCUGUUAAGCGUCUGACUUCGGCUCAGGUCACGAUCUCAGGGUUUGUGAGUUCGAGCCCCGCGUUGGGCUCUGUGCUGACAUCUUGGAGCCUGGACCCUGCUUCGGAUUCUGUGUCCCCUUGUCUCUCUGUCCCUCCUCCACUUGUGCUCUGUCUCUCUCUAUCAAAAAUAAAUAAAUGUGAUUUUUUUUUUAAUCUCAGCAAACUAAGAAGAGAAGGGAAAUUUCUUAAUCUAAUUAAGGGCAUCUUCCAUAAACCUACAAAUUUCAUCAUACUCAACAGUGACAGGCUCAAUGUUUUCUACCUAAGGACAAGUCAUGGAUAUCUACCCCUUCUAUUCAACAGUCAUUUGGAGGUUUUAGCCAGUUCAAUAGGGAAGAAAAAGAAAUGAAAGUCAAUGAACUGGAAAGGUAGAAGUAAAGUUGUCUUUAUUGGCAGAUGGCAUGAUUAUGUACCUAGAAAAGAAUCUACCAGAGCUAAUAAGGGAAUUUAGUAAGGUCACAGGACACAAUGUUAAUACACAAACAACAAUUUUACUUUGAUAUAUUAACAAUACACAGUUAGAAAAUGAAAUUUUAAACUUUUUUUUUUUUAACGUUUUAUUUAUUUUUGAGACAGAGAGAGACAGAGCAUGAAUGGGGGAGGGUCAGAGAGAGAGGGAGACACAGAAUCGGAAGCAGGCUCCAGGCUCCGAGCCGUCAGCCCAGAGCCCGAUGCGGGGCUCAAACUCACGGACCGCGAGAUCGUGACCUGAGCUGAAGUCGGACGCUUAACCGACUGAGCCACCCAGGCGCCCCUAGAAAAUGAAAUUUAAAAACAACUGUUUCCAAUAGCGUCCAAAAACGUGAAAUAUUUAGAGACACAGUCUUUAAACCAUGUCAAGAACUCUACAAAAAUUAUAAAACUUUACUGAGAGAAAUUAUAGACCUAAGUAAAUGUUAUGAAUUAGAAAUUAAGGAAUUGUAAAACUAAGUUUCAUGUCUUCAAAAAGCCAAUAAUGUUAAGAUAUCAAUUCUCCACACAUCAAUCUAUAGUCCCAGCAGGGAUUUUAAGAAACUGAUCCUAGAAGUGCCUGGGUGGCACUCAGUCUGUUAAGAGUCCCACUCUUGGGGCCCCUGGGUGGCUCAGUCGGUUAAGCAGCCGACUUCGGCUCAGGUCACAAUCUCGCGGUCCGUGAGUUCGAGGCCCGCGUCGGGCUCUGGGCUGACGGCUCGGAGCCUGGAGCCUGUUUCAGAUUCUGUGUCUCCCUCUCUCUCUGCCCCUCCCCUGUUCAUGCUCUGUCUCUCUCUGUCUCAAAAAUAAAUAAACGUUAAAAAAAAAAAUUAAAAAAAAAAAAGAGUCCCACUCUUGAUUUCAACUCAGGUCAUCAUCUCACAGUCUGAGAUUGAGCCUCAUGUUGGACUCUGCUGGGCAAGGAGCUGGCUUAAGAUUCUCUCUGUCCCUCUCCCUAUGCCCCUCCCCUGCUUGCACACCCUCUCUCUCUAAAAAAAAAAAAAAAAAAAAAAAAAAAGAAAAAAAAAAGGAACUUAUCCUAAAAUUUGUGUAGAAAUGUAAAUUUCCUCUCUUAACCCUGUUUUCACAGUUGUUUUUUUAAAAAAAUCAGAAAAGUAAAAUCUAUAUUUCUCCCAGUCCAUGGAAGCUAGGAGUCUAGUUGGGUCUACCAUGUAAAAGCAGUCAUAUAAUAUUUGGCAGAAGAUGGCAUAGAGACAAAGAAGCCUGAUUCACCCCAAGUGGGAACAAUUAAGAACAGAUACGUCAAAAAGAUUUGUGGAACCCUUCCUCACAGCAGUGUUCUAUACUCUCUAUCUGACCAAUUUAUAAAUAUCUUAACUGGCACUGGAACGAGAUUCAUUGUUAAAUUAUCUUCCACAGCACUUGGAGCCCUGCCGGCCCAAACAUGUCUAUCUACAGAAUAUCAGUAAGGAUUUAGGAAUUCCGUAUGCUCUGCUUUCCCCCUGAUUCCUAUAUUGUAAGUCUCAUUACAGCCAACACCAUUGGUCACUAGUAUUGUGGAUCUGCCCCAGGGAGGUUGCUUUUUAUUCGUUUAUCUCCCUGGUCACUUCAGAAUGACCGUGAAUGGAGGUCGGGGGCUCUGUUCUCUUUGACACGUACAGCUUUUGCAGCCCACUUACUGCCCAUGAAAUCUGGGGCACCCAAAGGCUUGAACAGCCAAAGUUUUUCUAAGUCCAAGAUCUUUUUUUUUUUUUAAAUAAACUCAAAAUGGUUUAUUUAUUUUUUUAAGUAUAUAAUGACAGCAUUUUAUUUAUUUAUUCAAUAUAUGAAACUUAUUGUCAAAUUGGUUUCCAUACAACACCCAGUGCACAUCCCAGAAGGUGCCCUCCUGAAUAUCCAUCACCCACCCUCCCAUCCCUCCCACCCCCCAUCAACCCUCAGUUUGUUCUCAGUUUUUAAGAGUCUCUUAUGCUUUGGCUCUCUCCCACUCUAACCCCCUUUUUUUUUUUUUCCUUCCCUUCCCCCAUGGGUUUCUGUUAAGUUUCUCAGGAUCCACAUAAGAGUGAAAACAUAUGGUAUCUGUCUUUCUCUGUAUGGGUAAUUUCACUUAGCAUCACACUCUCCAGUUCCAUCCCCAUUGCUACAAAAGGCCAUUAUUUCAUUCUUUCUCAUUGCCACAUAGUAUCCCAUUGUGUAUAUAAACCACAAUUUCUUUAUCCAUUCAUCAGUUGAUGGACACUUAGGCUCUUUCCAUAAUUUGGCUAUUGUUGAGAGUGCUGCUAUAAACAUUGGGGUACAAGUGCCCCUAUGCAUCAGUACUCCUGUAUCCCUUGGGUAAAUUCCUAGCAGUGCUAUUGCUGGGUCACAGGGUAGAUCUAUUUUUCAUUUUUUGAGGAACCUCCACACUGUUUUCCAGAGCGGCUGCACCAAUUUGCAUUCCCACCAACAGUGCAAGAGGCUUCCCGUUUCUCCACAUCCUCUCCAGCAUCUAUAGUCUCCUGAUUUGUUCACUUUGGCCACUCUGACUGGCGUGAGGUUAUAUCUAAGUGUGGUUUUGAUUUGUAUUUCCCUGAUGAGGAGCGACGUUGAGCAUCUUUUCAUGUGCCUGUUUGCCAUCCGGAUGUCUUCUUUAGAGAAGUGUCUAUUCAUGUUUUCUGCCCAUUUCUUCACUGGGUUAUUUGUUUUUCGGGUGUGGAGUUUGGUGAGCUCUUUAUAGAUUUUGGAUACUAGCCCUUUGUCUGAUAUGUCAUUUGCAAGUAUCUUUUCCCAUUCCGUUGGUUGCCUUUUAGUGUUGUUGAUUGUUUCCUUUGCUGUGCAGAAGCUUUUUAUCUUCAUAAGGUCCCAAUAGUUCAUUUUUGCUUUUAAUUCCCUUGCCUUUGGGGAUGUGUCAAGUAAGAAAUUGCUGUGGCUGAGGUCAGAGAGGUCUUUUCCUGCUUUCUCCUCUCGGGUUUUGAUGGUUUCCUGUCUCACCUUCAGGUCCUUUAUCCAUUUUGAGUUUAUUUUUGUGAAUGGUGUGAGAAAGUGGUCUAGUUUCAACCUUCUGCAUGUUGCUGUCCAGUUCUCCCAGCACCAUUUGUUAAAGAGACUGUCUUUUUUCCAUUGGAUAUUCUUUCCUGCUUUGUCAAAGAUUAGUUGGCCAUAUGUUUGUGGGUCUAGUUCUGGGGUUUCUAUUCUAUUCCAUUGGUCCAUGUGUCUGUUUUUGUGCCAAUACCAUGCUGUCUUGAUGAUGACAGCUUUGUAGUAGAGGCUAAAGUCUGGGAUUGUGAUGCCUCCUGCUUUGGUCUUCUUCUUCAAAAUUACUUUGGCUAUUCGGGGCCUUUUGUGGUUCCAUAUGAAUUUUAGGAUUGCUUGUUCUAGUUUUUACAUUCAGUGUUAUAGAAAGAUACAGGUUUAGAGUCAUUGUGAUGUCUGUAUGUUUUAUGCUUGUAGCGAUGUCUCUGGUACUUUGUCUCACAGGAUCCCCCUUAGGAUCUAUUGUAGGGCUGGUUUAGUGGUGACGAAUUCCUUCAGUUUUUGUUUGUUUGGGAAGACCUUUAUCUCUCCUUCUAUUCUAAAUGACAGACUUGCUGGAUAAAGGAUUCUCGGCUGCAUAUUUUCCUGUUCAUCACAUUGAAGAUCUCCUGCCAUUCCUUUCUGUCCUGCCAAAUUUCAGAGGAGAGAUCGGUCACGAGUCUUAUAGGUCUCCCUUUAUAUGUUAGAGCACAUUUAUCCCUCGCUGCUUUCAGAAUUUUCUCUUUAUCCUUGUAUUUUGCCAGUUUCACUAUGAUAUGUCAUACAGAAGAUCGAUUCAAGUUAUGUCUGAAGGGAGUUCUCUGUGCCUCUUGGAUUUCAAUGCCUUUUUCCUUCCUUAGAUCCAGGAAGUUCUCAGCUAUGAUUUCUUCAAGUACCCCUUCAGCACCUUUCCCUCUCUCUUCCUCCUCUGGAAUACCAAUUAUGCGUAUAUUAUUUCCCUUUAGUGCAUCACUUAGUUCUCUAAUUUUCCCCUCAUACUCCUGGAUUUUUUUUAUCUCUCUUUUUCUCAGCUUCUUCUUUUUCCAUAAUUUUAUCUUCUAGUUCACCUAUUCUCUCCUCUGCCUCUUCAAUCCGAGCCGUGGUCGUUUCCAUUUUAUUUUGCAGCUCGUUUAUCGCAUUUUUUAGCUCCUCCUGACUAUUCCUUAGUCCCUUGAUCUCUGUAGCAAUAGAUUCUCUGCUGUCCUCUAUACUGUUUUCAAGCCCAGCAAUUAACUUUAUGACUAUUAUUCUAAAUUCAUUUUCUGUUAUAUUGUUUAAAUCCUUUUUGAUCAGUUCAUUAGCUGUUGUUAUUUCCUGGAGAUUCUUUUGAGGGGAAUUCUUCCGUUUGGUCAUUUUGGAUAGUUCCUGGAGUGGUGCGGACCUCCAGGGCACUUCCCCCGUGCUGUCUUGAAUAACUCGCGUUGGUGGGCAGGGCCGCAGUCAGAACUGAUGUCUGCCCCCAGCCCACUGCUGGGGCCACAGUCAGACUGGUGUGUGCCUUCUCUUCCCCUCUCCUAGGGGCGGGAUUCACUGUGGGGUGGCGUGGCCCGUCUGGGCUACUUGCACACUGCCAGGCUUGUGGUGCUGGGGAUCUGGCGAAUUAGCUGGGGUGGACCGGCAAGGUGCACGGGGGUGGGAUGGUCAGGCUCAGCUCGCUUUUCCUUCGGAGUUCCACUUCGGGAGGGGCCCUUCGGCACCGGGAGGGAGUCAGACCCACCGGAGGGAUGGAUCCGCAGAAGCACAGCGUUGGGCGUUUGCGCGGUGCCAGCAAGUUCCCUGGCAGGAACUGGUUCCCUUUGGGAUUUUGGCUGGGGGAUGGGCGAGGGAGAUGGCGCUGGCGAGCGCCUUUGUUCCCCGCCAAGCUGUGCUCUGUCGUCUGGGGCUCACCAACUCUCCCUCCCGUUGCCCUCCAGCCCUCCCGUUCUCCGAGCAGAGCUGUUAGCUUAUAACCUUCCAGAUGUCAAGUCCUGCUUGCUGUCGGAACACUCUCCGUCCGGCCCCUCCGCUUUUGCCAGCCAGACUCGGGGGCUGCUUGGCCGGCGGGCCGCCCCUCUGCCCCGGCUCCCUCCCGCGAGUCCGUGGAGCGUGCACCACCUCGCCGUCCUUCCUACCCUCUUCCGUGGGCCUCUCGUCUGCGCUUGGCUCCAGAGACUCCGUUCUGCUAGUCUUCUGGCGGUUUUCUGGGUUAUUUAGGCAGGUGUAUGUGGAAUCUAAGUGAUAUGCAAGACGCGGUGAGCCCAGCGUCCUCCUACGCUGCCAUCUUCCUCUAGUCCCUAAGUCCAAGAUCUUAAUUUUCUUAACUACACAAUUCCCUCAAAAACUCAGAAGGCUUCGGAUCUAUUUGCUUCCUGUGCAUACUGUGGGACAGAUGCCUCUGCCAAAUAAUUUACUAAAUUGAAUUCUUUUUCUUUAUGUUUAUUUAUUUCUUUUGAGAGAGAGAGGAAGAAAGAGAGACAGAGACAGAGACAGAGACAAUCUCAAGCAGGCUCCACCCUCAGUGCGGAGCCCAGUGUGCAGCCUGACCUCACGACCGUGAGAUCACGACCUGAGCCAAUAGCAAGAGUCAGAUGCCCAACUGACUGAGCCACCCAGGUGACUCUUUAAAUGGAAUUCUUAAGCCUGAUCUCUUUCUCUGACUCUUAUUCACCAUGUCAUUCUUUCCCUUGUUUCUGCAGGUCUUCUUCAUGGGGGCUUAUUUCCUUAAGUGCCCAGUUGCCUUUGCGCUACUCAUUAGUCUUUGCAAAAUUACUUGUUGGGAUUCUCUAAGGCAUAGGGUGAAGGUACUCUCUCCAGAGAUACUUGGUUUUCCGUCUACCAAAUUUAUUUCACACUAUCAUUUGGGCACGUUUAAAGCACGUUUAGGGCGUGGGGUUUCCUGACCCACUCAGGUCUCGAGAACUUGGGCGGUGAAUCCUUGCAAUGACUGAGCAAUGGUCACAAAUUCCCAGGGUUAAGUGUGUAUAUUUCUAUUCAUUUUUAAUUUUUUCUGCUUCAUUUAACACUAUGGCAACUUUCCCUGCAAUCCUCCAGGGUUGGGUUCAGAAACAGCAAGUUGACUUUUGGUUCAUUCUAAGCCUGAGGGUAGAGUCCUUUCCAAGUCCAGGGCAAAGCUGGGACCACAUCUGGUAAAACUUUCCACCUUGGAUGGGCCUUGGAAAACGACUUCUGUUCCUCUUGCCCCAUGAAAUUAAAAAGAUAAACAUAAGUUUCCUGCUAUCAGUAAACAACCCUAGGGCAGAUUUAAUGUUGUUGCCAAUAUUCUCCCUUUCUUUUCUGGGUUCAGGUUUUCUCCCAGAGUUUUCUCUGGUAAUCCCCACUCUAUUUUGUUGACUUAUCAAUGGGUGUAAGAUAAUUUCUAAUGCUUUAAAUCCAGUUACAUUAGUUUCUCCUCAGAGGGUAAUUAGCCCCAAUUUUAGGCCACCACUAUGGAAAAAUAGAAUUCCUAAGCACAAUGUAUGUUCUUGUCAUAUAUUCCUAUGAAAACUGAAACGUUGAAAGAAAAAAACGGACACGUCAGAAUAAUACAAUAUAAGUAAAUUUAAAAUAUUAAGUCAAAGAAAAAUAUAUACGGUAGACCCUUGAACAAUAUGGGCUUGAAGUGCAAACGUCCAUUUAUAUGUGAUUUUUUACAGGACACUACUGCAAAUGUAUUUUCUCUUCCUUAGGCUUUUCUUAAAUUUUCUUUUCUCUAGCUUACUUAUUAUAAAAAUACAAUAUACAAUACAUAUAGUAUUCAAAAUAUGUGUUAAUUGGCUAUGUUAUUGGUGAGGCUUCUGGUCACCAGUAGGUUGUUAGUAGUUAUGUUUUGGGGCAGUCAAAAGUUACAUGAAGAUUUUCUACUGUGUAGGGAGUCAGCCCCUUACCCCUGCCUUGUUCAAGGUCAGCUGUAAUUUAAAGUGUUUUAAACUGUUCAUAGUUGGGAAACCUGGGUGACUCAGUUGAUUAAGCAUCCAACUCUUGAUUUCAGCUCAGCUCACGAUCUCACAAUUUGUGAGAUCGAGCCCCACAUUGGGCUCUGCACUGAAAGCAUGGAGCCUGCUUGAGAUUCUCUCUCUCCCUCUCUCUCUCUCUGCCUCUCCCCCGCUCAUGUGCCCUCUUUCUUUCUCUCAAAAUAAAUAAACUUCAAGAAAAAUAAAAUAAGAAAAAUGAGAAAAAUAAAAUUUUUAAUAGUUAAAAGCAUUUCAAAUCGUACAAGAAAAUUUUCUCAUUGAUAAUGACCAUCAAGAUUUUCAAAGGGUCAUUAAAGAAUCAUGAUCAAGAAUUAUGUGGUACAUUUCAAGAAUAAAAUUCUAUAUAAAAAGUUAUACAAGGAUACCCUUGUAUAACUUGUAUAGCCACCCUUGUAUAGCCCUUGUAUACCCUUGUAUAGCCUUGUAUAGCCACCAUUGGGUGGCUCUGUGCCUUAAGCAUUCGACUUUGGUUCGGAUCAUAAUCUGAUGGUUCAUGGGUUCGAGCCCUGUGUUGGGCUCUGUGCUGACAGCUCAGAGCCUGGAGCCUGCUUCGGAUUCUGUGUCUCCCUCUCUUUCUAACCCCUCCCCUGCUUGAGCUCUGUCUCUGUCUCUGUCUCUCUCUCUCAAAAUAAAUAAACCCUAAAAUUUUUUUUAAUUUAGACAAAAGCUACAAGAGUGAGAAAGCUGACAUUUCUAAUUUAAAAAUUUGAAAAUAUUCAAUUUGGUAACUUCACAUAUACUCAGUAUACAAGGUCUUUCCUAAUUCUUGUAUUUUUAUUAUUCUUACCAUAACAAUGUGGUAUUUUAAUGUAAUGAAUUUUUUCAUCAUGCCCUAAAUAGGGGCUCCCAGAUACCUUCAGUUCAUCAUAGGAUGACUAAUGUUUUCUAUUCAUGCCCGGAUGUUAAGACAGUUGAAAGUACUGGGAGAGAAAUCAAGACCACGGGAACAUGCUAGUUAAUAAACAUAGAGUGAGCUGGUUUUAUUUUUGAGUAAAGCAAAUAUAAUACGGGUAGGAACACAUGCAGGUAGCCAACAAAUGCCCACAGAGCUGCAGAGGAUUUUUGACUCCACUUUACAUAAAAUUAAAACUACUGUGGCUACACAACCUCCUAGUUGUAGCAAACAGCCCGCAGGGAUUUAUUUUGUGUCACUGGUUACAGGGCACGUAUUCGGACACUCCAGUCUUUCCUAAUUCUUUAUCAGGCUUGCUCUGAUGUUCUGAUCUUCAUACUUGAUCAAAGUCUCCUACUUUUGCCCCUAACGGCAGAACUAGUUCGUCUGUUUCGUCAUACGCUUCAACAUUCUUUAGUGAGGUCAGAUGAAGCUCAGUUUCCUCGCCGAGGCACUAUCCGAGGCAGCUGUUCUGAGCCCCGCAACGCAGGAGAAUAGCAGGACCGGGUCAACUCUGACUUUGAGGAACAUACUUCUCUAGAGAGCGCUAUUAUUUCCACCCACGGUUUAGAGAUUGCUGGGCGCAUAUCUGCUGUAUAAUCCGCUGUGUCACUGGGAUGAGGUGCCAACAGCUGCCUACUUCAGUUUUUAAGUUGUUUGGAAGGUAGAAUGCCUAUGGGAGCCUAAUAGGACUGAUGCAGUGCGGGGGAGGGGGGGUGUUGUAGCCUCAGCUGUGCACAGAGGCAGCAUAAAGACAUGGAGCCAUUUUUUCCUGCAGAAAACUAGAAAGAUUCCCACACCGGAGCUGGCAGGCAAGGAGAUAGGGACUGGGAAAUGGAGCCCAAAUGAGGCUGACCAAUGAAAGGAGCCUCUAUGGAUCAUGAUGCUGGUGAUCCCCCUUCUCUACCCCACCAAGCUUCAGGGCCAUGGGCAGAUGCAGCAUUUGCCUUCCUAUAAACAGGACUGCACCGAGGGUGUGCAAGACCCCAAGCAAUUUUUUUUUUUUUUUGAGAAUCCCCUGUUUAUUACAACAAUCUGGCUUAAAACUGCAUUACAAAAUCCAUGGUCCCUGUGUAAGGUAGAGUCAUUUAUUGAUGGAAAUUUAGAAUACUGGGUAGAGAAAAA
Panthera uncia (snow leopard) is the source of this 18752-nucleotide messenger RNA. RefSeq names its product CD55 molecule (Cromer blood group) (gene CD55). The coding region runs from base 95 to 1456 and encodes 453 amino acids. The record is from RefSeq and is a predicted model, not a curated record. Lineage: Eukaryota; Metazoa; Chordata; Mammalia; Carnivora; Felidae. The transcript is spliced from 11 exons.